GGACGGAGCGUUACCCGGAUGGAGCUGUCAUGGCCGCCGUCACUGCCUUGCCAGUCUAAACAGAAAAGAAAGGAACCUUUAUAAUAAAAUAUGGAGGCCAAUCUAGAUGACCCACCAGAAAGCCAUGACCAGAACAAGGAUGCUGAGAAAGAUGUCUCCAUGGUCCAUACAUGCCCUCUUUCAAAAGAGCUUGCAAAUCAGACAACAGAGACAGCAUAUAAUGACCAUUGUGACCAAGAUGACACACUGUCUGGGGAGUCAGGUACUGAUAAUUCUCACACAGAAAGCAAGUCAUCUGAAAAAUCACCAUGUAAAAUGCAACAGGGUGCUAUUUUUUCUGGAAAAAUACUGAGUUUUUGCUGUUCUGAAUGCAAAGGUGAUACCACUUACAGCCCCAAUGACUUGCUAAAACAUUUUCAAGGAGCUCACAAGGGAACACUUCCAACGUAUCCUUGUGAUCUUUGCACGUUUGUCACCAAUGAGUUCUCGUCUCUCCAGCGACAUCGCAUUGGACAUCGCGACACAUUGGUCACGUGUGAGAUCUGCAAUGAUGGAGUCCAAUACUCCUUACUGUUCCUCACCAGGCAUUUUAUUAUGUGCCACAGCUGUAAUGGACUGUUUCGCUGUAAGAAGUGUGACUUUUCCACAAGAGAUGCAGGUACAUUUGUUCAGCACAUUCAUCACCACAAUGAGGGCAGCCAUAAAUGCAUAAAGUGUCCACCACUCAGUCCCACACACGGGAAAGUCCAUUCUGGGACUUUUCCUUUCACUUGUCAAUUUUGUGGCUAUGGUGCUGCACGAAGGGAGUAUCUAAAUAAGCACCUGGCUGUUGCUCAUGGAGAUGAAAUGGAAAGAACAAGCAGAUGGAGGGCAAUAGAGGACAACACUGGAGCUAAUUCUCCUGGACUGAAACUGCUGCUUAAAAAGAGCCCUCCUGCUGGAGGAUCCAGGGAAUCACAGUGGAUGACGAAGCUGAACUCUCUUCCUGGAGUAGGUCUGCUUGACCAAAAUGGUAGUUUGUUUAAUCCAGAAAAAACACUGGAGGAAACACAGCAGUAUCUUGAACGAGCUGUUGGUGUGAAAAAAGAAAGUAACAAGUGGAGUAAAGGUUCACUCAAGAGUGAACCACAGUGUUCUUUGCCAGUUACACCAACACAGGCAAAGAUACAAGAGAAUGAACUCAGCCCAGGGUCUGGAAUUCUACACCCAAGCAACAGCAAUGGAUUGACAGUUCUCAUGGUCAAAAAUAAAAUCUCAAUUCCCCCAAACUGUACCACCAAAGUAAUGGGCUUUAAGAUGGUAGAUGGUAAAAAACAUUUAGUUUUAAAAGUCAUACCAACAAAACAGGAUCACUCUACAAAAAAUGAAAUGUCAACCGCUGAUGUCACAGGGGAGGAUGAAAAAACAUCUAGCUCUCCCUGCUCCACACUAUCCCAGAAAUCAAAGUCCCUCCUUAGUCUUGAUUCUGGGAUAAAGAAAGGUUUCACUGCCUCAAUAAAAGUAGAGGGUCAGGAUAAUGAUAAUUUCACUAGAGACCAGUCACCUUUGUUAGAUGAGCAUGAAACAAACAUGGACAGAGCUAAUAUAGACACAAACCAGGUUGGCGACGAAGCUCUUAUGAAGUCUAGCACAUUGGUUACCCCUCCAUCAGCCUCACCACCUUGUGUAGACUUGGAGUCCAAUAUGACUGGAGAGUAUAUGUUUUCCAAUAACAACAACACUCUAUGUAGGAUAUCAUCAAAACCAGAUGAGGAGCUUUCUCCCUCUCCUCCAACUGCCACAAAGUCCAAAUCAACUCAUUCAGCUCCCAGAGACCCAGAUGUAACUGAAACGGAGAUCUCUCACACAGACGUUCCCAUGGCAAAACCAGCUUUUUCAAAAUCAUUUGCUAAAUCCACUACAGCAGUAGAUUUGGAUGUGGAAGAUGCAUCACCAUCAGAAUCAAAAGAUGAUGAGCCCACAUCCCCUGAGGUAGUUUCUAACAUAGCAUCAGUUUCAAUAUCAGAAUGCCAUGCCCUGCCAUCUGCAUUGGCCUCUAAUUGCAUUGCAGAUGAGGGCACAAUCCCCACUGUCUCAUCUGAGUUCCUUAGCCAGAUGGAUCAUUCAGAGGAUAAUGAACGAUGUAGUGUUAAGUCCAUUGAAUUUUGUAGCGCAUAUGAGAGAAUUAUAGAGCAGGCUUCACCUAGAUCUCCUGUAAAAAUCAGUGCACCUUCCAUUUUAGUAGAUGAUGAGAAGCAGUCCCCUAGUGUUGAUGUAAGUAAGACUUCAUUGUCUAAGAAUACUGAAAUUAUGACCCCUUUGUCUAACUUAUCAGAUGGAAAGAGUUCUCUGUCCAAUUCAAUCAAGGGCCCUAUACUGCCCAGUGAUACCCCUCCAAGCAAGGACCUGGCUUUGGAUAAUAUAGCUGUGAAUAAUGAGUUCUGUAAUAUAUCACCAAAUGGAGAAGCUCUGUCAGAUACAAGCUCGCAUCAUAAAAUAUGUUCAGGCGAGUCCCCUAAUGCCAAAGAUUGUAGCACAGAAGUUGAGACACUUUUGCAAAAUUCCCCAAGUCAGGAGGUCUUUAGUUUUCACAAUUAUUCUAAAGAGUCUUUUGGCAGUUCCCCUGAUUCACUGGAAGCUGAUGAAGGCUCUCCAGAGGACUUGGAGGAAGAUGAGUGUGAAGAUUUUGGUGAGCUCAAGCUGGCUCCAGACUGGAGCUUAACGCUGCCUGCUUCGCCCCCACUUGUGGCUGCAGAGUCUGAAGAAUAUGUAGGAAGUGGAGGAGAUGGUAGUGGAAGUGGUGAUGAUCUAGUUUUUGCAAGUGGAAAGAAAGCACUAGAAAGAGUGUCAGAUAGUGAUAUAGAGGUUGAUGAGUGCAUAGCUACUGUGGAUGAUGCCCUGUCCAUUCCAGUGUUGCAAGAAACUGAGAAAGGAGAAGCAUGUUUGUCAGAGUCAGGGGGAAAUGGAGAGCAAGGUUUGUCUCCUGUGGCUGAGAAGGGCACUGCAGCUUUGAGUAAUGCAGCUGUUUUAGGCAAAAUACUUGAAAAGCACUCGGAUGCCAUCAUCAGCCAGCAGCUUGAGAAAGACAGACUGGUAUCCACAGCUUCAAUGCAGGACACUGUCAGACCUACUAAAACAACACUUAGGAUCCUACAGACACCAGAGGGAAAGCAGCAGAUGUUCCUUCAGACUACAGAGACUCCAUAUGCUAUGCCAGUCCAAAUAAAAAGUGCUCCAGGGUUCAAGCUAAUUACAAAGUCCUGUGCUUCAAAAGUUAAUGUGUCAUAUGUGAAGCCAGGAAUUGAAAGACCCAGCAAAGGUACAGGGUUAUCUCUUACACUAAAUGGAGGCAGAAUAGGAAUGUCGACACAAGGUUCAAGUGGAGAAGGCAAAGGCCAUUCAUCUUUUCUGCAAGCAGUGAGCAGCAGUGGAGGCAGAUACUUUGUCAAUGCCUCUUCCCUGAAAGGGCCUCUUCUCUUAUCAAGUGCUGUAAAGUCACCCACUGGAGAACAGACAAAUGCACAACCAACAUGCUAUUUAGUUCAAAGACCACUUCCUGUUGCACCAGUAAGUAACGAAUCAACUGGUUUGAACUCCAAGACUGUGCUCACCACCCGCCCACUAUUGGCUAUGCCUGUAAACUCGGCUGAUAAGGCAGCUCCAUUGCAAACAGGGCGGCAAGCAUACUUGGUUAGAUAUAUCUCUCCAGCUAAGUCAGGGAUACUGUUAAAUGGCUCAGAUGAGAAGGGAGCAAGCCAGGGCAGCCAGCCAAAUGAAGGAGGCAAAAGCAGGGUUUUCCUCAAGAUUGUUAGAAGUCCCAAUGGCACCCGGUUCCUCUCCACUGCUCCAUAUCCUUCAGCCAAAAAACCGAUUUACGUAGCCGCAGGUUCUCUGCAGUCACCUUACUUUCUUAUGUCUCCAAGUAGAUCUUUCACCAGUCUGUCUGCAGGACUGAAAACCUCCAAUACUCCUCAUGACACCUCUCAUAAAAUCAUCCCAACAAAGCUUAAGAAUAUUUUGCCUCAAUCAAGCACUGACAUUAAAAACAGGGGUAGUGAUAGCUUAGUGAUACAAAAGUCACUGCAGAUCCCCAUGCACACUCGUCCCAGAAGCCAACGGAAGAGAAGGAGAAGGUCUCUGUUUGAAGAAUCUUUUGAGACCUCUCCAAAGACAAGGAGAAACUCAAGUAAGGCAGCUGCUGACAAAGAGGUUGCCUCACUGUGGGAGCCUGUGGCAAAGCAUGUUGAGAAGACUCUUAGGCUCUCUCCCUUUAGUCCACUCCAGCAGAUCAAGUGCCCCCGUCGAAACCAGCCAGUGGUGGUGCUGAACCAUCCAGAUGCUGACAUUCCUCAAGUGGCAAACAUAAUGAAGUCGGUGAACAGGUACAAAAAUGAAGUUGUCAAAGUUUCAUUGUCUCAGAACACGGUCAAGGCCCUCUCUGAGUGGAGCCUUCUUGGUCCAGAGGGUAUGUUGUCAAAGCAGAAUAGUUCCUCUAUCAGCGUGGAUUCAAGAGUCCAGCCCUUGGGGUGCAAUGUCAGAGAAAGAUUCAUCUUAAAACUGAAGUUAAAGAAGACAAGCAGGAACAAAUAUGAGGUAGUGAGGUUAUCCUCCACCACAGGUUCAGAGCACAUGCCUACGUUUAAUUGUUGGUUUUGUGGCCGGGUAUUUAACAAUCAAGAGGAGUGGAUUGGCCAUGGACAACGGCAUCUCAUGGAGGCAACAAGAGACUGGAAUAAGCUGUUUUAAUGUACCCACAUAACCCUUGGAUUGGGUUAAAAGCCGUCCUCUAAAAGAGAAAUGAGACCGAUAAAGGAUCAUUUCUUUUUCUUUUUAUGAAUAGUCCAAUUAGAUACAAUUAAGCUGUCUAUUAUUUUUCCAUAGAUAUUCCUCCAGAAGAGUUUAACGGCUAUAGUGUAAUAGAGUUUGGUACCUGAAACCAAUUUAUAUGUAAAUAGUUUUAACCCAUGUAUAUUUAAGUCUAAAUCCUUGUGUAUGUACAGAAUGGAACUGUGAAAACUGGACACACUGUAUGUUUAUGGUGCACGCAAAAAGAUCACUGGUAUAAAAAGAAGGUGCUGUCUGUGAUAGACCUAUUUCAAUGCAGUCAUUUAACAAAUUUCUCAGGUAAUUUCAUAAUCUUUAAAUGAACAGUCCAGUUUAUAAAGAGGUCCUUUAUAUUAGCUCAGCAACUAUGUUUGAAGAUGUGUCAUUUACAGUUUAAUUUGUUUAAGUUGGCUGCAAACAUCACCCCUUUCUAGAGGUCAUAUAACUUUUAAUUUACCUUUCAGUUGUUCUAAUUUUACCUUAAUUGUAAACAUGUCCCUUUUUAGUGUUGUAUCCAGUAAAUGUUCAGUGUGCAAGCAUACCUGUAGGUAUUUGGUAUUGUAUGAAGAAUUGUACAAACUGAUAUAGAAACUGAUAUUGGGUUCCUGUGGAAACUAUGUCUUUAGAGCAGUGAGUUCACCCAUGCACUGUAUUUUUAAUUUAGGCAUUUUUCAUGUUGUUUUACUGGUGCAUUUGUAUUUCCUCUGAACAUACCAGAAUUGACCCAGUGUCAUUUUAGUAGCAAUAAUAAAUUUCACCUUAGUUUGAAACAUUUCCAUAAAGUUGUACAGACUGGAUUCAGCAUAUUAUCUGGUUUUAGCAUUUGUACUUUUCUUCCACUGUUUUCCUUUGAGUGAAGGUGGGGAAGCUGCAAAGCAAUUAUGUGCAUUAUAGAAGAGGAAACGAAAUGGAGCAUGUUGAGAUGCAAGCUACCAAACCUCAAAAGCCCAACCAAACACUAACUGUUGUUCUCAUACUCUCUGAUACUUGAGUGCCUAGAUCUGCCUCAAAGUUUCUACCAAGCAGUUGUUCUCUGUGUUUAAAAUCAGUGAGAUUUUAUAUUGUUUUGAGUAUUUUAAAGUACUUCAUCCCGGAAAUCGAAAUGGAGGUAUUAGGUAGUCUUUAAAUCUGAGGUUGUUUAUUGGCAGAUGUCAAUAAUGCAGGGUAUUUUCAUGGAUCACCACGUUUGAUUUUUGUGUACUCCACUCCUAGACUCAAACCUGCGGAAUAGUUAAAUGUAAAUGAUUAAUCUACACCUGGCUUAGUAUCACCACUAGUGAGAAUCUCCACUCUAAACUGUCAGCCUGUCUAUGGGGUUAAUGACUUAUGCAAAUCUUCCUUCCAGCCAUUCACAGUACAAUGGUCAACUUCUGAACAACAGGUUCAGCUUUACCUCACAGCUGCCAGCAUUUAUGAUAUCAAGUGCAUUAAAAGCUAGCACUUUGAGAAGUUACACAAAACCAUGAUUUUGUUAGGAUAAGUGUAAUAUUUCAAUCUCAUGACCACAAUGGUGGAUUCUGAUUAUUUUCUUAAGCUUGUUACACUUGCUUUAUUUGUAACUUGGUGUAUCAACUUCAUUGAUUUUUUUUAAAGCAUACUGAGUCAUAGACCAUUCUUAUCUGACUUAUUGUACUUCACUGCACAAAUCAUGGAACGUCUGCCCUUCAGUUUUGUGACAGGACAAUCACUGUUACAGAUCAAAGCAGUGAACAAAGUCAAUUUAUCACUGCUUUUAAACCAUAGUUGGUUAACUUUUGAUUUUUUUAUUUUUUAUUUCUGUGCAUAAUUUAAAACCUUACUGUCUAUUUUAAUGCUCUCCUUUUGCUGACCUCAAGUGACCCUACCUAACACUACCAGUGUACUAUGCCAUCAGCAAGCAAAAAGCAUGACCUUCACUUUCACAUGCCAAUAUGACAGUAACCAAAUAAUUUUUAUUCUGAGGCAAAAAAUAAAAAUUCACUGUUUGAUGUUUAAUGCUCAUGUCACACAGAUUGUUGGUUUAUUAGGAUGUGAGAAUUUUAUUUUUUUAUGCCAAGUGCCUAAAAUGUGAUGCACCAGGUUGACACUAUAUUGUACUGUAUUUACCUCUUUGCAGUUCCUCUUGAAUAAAUGUAAAUACUUUGAAA
Messenger RNA from Electrophorus electricus (electric eel), 6929 nucleotides. Its product is annotated as zinc finger protein 518A. NCBI's taxonomy places the organism in Eukaryota, Metazoa, Chordata, Actinopteri, Gymnotiformes, Gymnotidae. The record is from RefSeq and is a predicted model, not a curated record.